This is a messenger RNA of Olea europaea var. sylvestris, 1899 nucleotides long. RefSeq names its product UDP-glucuronate 4-epimerase 3-like. The transcript has a single exon. NCBI's taxonomy places the organism in Eukaryota, Viridiplantae, Streptophyta, Magnoliopsida, Lamiales, Oleaceae. Bases 249 to 1577 code for a protein of 442 amino acids. The record is from RefSeq and is a predicted model, not a curated record.
AUACCUUUUACAUUCUCACCAAACUCCAGGCCCGACCUCCACCACUCACCACCGCUCCCCACGCCCGGCCCCACCUACAAUACUCGUUUCUGAUUUCCCUUUUCUUCUUCAAUUCUGAAAAUUGUAGACAAUCAGUGCGUGAAAAAUCUGUUUCUUGUAGAAAAGGGAAAUUCCAACUGCAUUUACACUUCAAACCCUAAUCUUUUACAGUCCAAUUUGCAGUAAGAAAAUAGUAUCAGUGAAUUUCAAUGACCCAGUUGAAGCCCAUAUUGUCUCAUUUAGACCCGAUCAUCCCUUCAUCCACUGGGAAAUUCAAGCCCGAUAAGUUUUCAGCGUAUAGUUUUCACCGCCUGCGCUGCCACCCCAGGCUUGCUUUUUGGUCUUUCCUUUCUGUUAUUUUCAUCCUGCUUUUCUUCUGUUUCUCCCCUCCGGAUGGCGGCGCCGCCGCCAAACGCCGUAGCCUUCAUACCAGCAGUUAUACGAGGCGGAUGCACUUGGACUCGAACUGGGAACUGAAGGCCCGGAACUCGGCCCGACCACGAUCCAAGACGGGCUUUUCGGUACUUGUUACUGGUGCUGCUGGGUUUGUUGGAACCCAUGUCUCUCUUUCGCUCAAGCGUCGUGGAGAUGGCGUUGUUGGGCUUGAUAAUUUCAACAGUUACUAUGACCCUGGGCUGAAAAAGGCCCGUAAAUCCCUCCUGGAUCGUGCCGGCGUGUAUGUGAUUGAGGCUGAUAUAAACGACGCAGUUUUGCUUAGGAAGCUCUUCGAGACUGUGCAUUUUACUCAUGUGAUGCAUUUAGCAGCCCAGGCCGGAGUACGGUAUGCAAUGCAGAACCCAAAUUCUUACAUUCACAGUAAUGUUAAUGGUUUUGUUAGCUUACUUGAAGCAUGUAAAAAUGCAACCUUACAACCUAGUAUAGUAUGGGCAUCGAGCAGCUCUGUUUACGGGCUUAAUUCUAAGGUUCCCUUUUCAGAAAAAGAUAGAACAGACCGGCCUGCUAGUUUAUAUGCAGCCACUAAAAAGGCUGGUGAAGAAAUAGCACAUACGUAUAAUCAUAUUUACGGACUUUCAAUUACCGGGCUGCGGUUUUUCACAGUUUAUGGGCCGUGGGGAAGGCCAGAUAUGGCUUACUUUUUCUUUACCAAGGAUAUAUUAAAAGGGAAAGAGAUUAAGAUAUUUGAAGGGGCUGAUCAUGCAACUGUGGCGCGUGAUUUUACCUACGUAGAUGAUGUUGUGAAGGGUUGUUUAGCAGCAUUGGAUACCGCGAAGAAGAGUACUGGGAACGGUGGGAAGAAGAAAGGUGCGGCGCAGUUUAGGAUAUAUAAUUUGGGGAACACAAAUCCUGUGCCAGUGGCAGAUCUCGUGGCUAUCUUGGAGAAGUUGUUGAAGGUGAAGGCGAAGAAAAAGUUGUUGGCAAUGCCGAGGAAUGGGGACGUUUUGUUCACACAUGCAAACAUAAGUUUGGCAAGAAAGGAGCUUGGGUACAAACCAACAACUGACUUGGAAACGGGUUUGAAAAAGUUUGUGAAAUGGUAUCUCCGUUACUAUGGUUCAAAGAAAAAGAGUGCCUGGUGAAUUUGGGAAAAAAAAUGAAAAAAUAUAUAUAUCCUACUUCAUUUUCGGUGGUCUAUUUGCUUACGUUGUGAAUAAAUGCCAAUUUGAGUAUUCGUUCCCUUCUGUAUCUUUUGGAAUUGGGAGAGUGGUUUGGCCAUGCAUUUUGCUAGGCACUCUUUGAUGUUUAUGGACAGAGUCUUUUCAUUUAUUUUCCACAUUAUUGUUGAGCUAUUCUAUCUGUAGGUAGACAUUUUACUUUAAUGUUUUUAAAGGACGUGCUCAUUUGGUUAGCUUCGCUAUAUUUAUUCUGGUUUAAUAAAAGAGUAUGCAUGUUACUUCAUCC